Molecule: messenger RNA, 1092 nt
Organism: Sphaerulina musiva SO2202
Lineage: Eukaryota; Fungi; Ascomycota; Dothideomycetes; Mycosphaerellales; Mycosphaerellaceae
Exons: 2
Molecular function (GO): protein binding
Source: RefSeq, a predicted model, not a curated record
GUGUGUGAUCAUGGCAGGACACGCAUCACUAUACAAAUCAUUGCUCCCAACCACCAGCUCGACCAGGAGCUCCUUAACCUGGACCUGCCCUCCGAGCUAUCCGUCGGUGACCUCAAGAGCUUCGUGACUGCUGAGACUCAAAUCCCUCAGACUGCCCAGCAGUUUUUCCUCAACAAUCAAGCCCUACAAGACGACGCCAAAAGCUUAGACGACGCCGGCGUUAAGGAUGGCGAUCUGAUUGCUAUGCUCAUGAGUCGGCCACCGCAGAACAAUAUGGGUGGGCAGAGGCGAGGCCCCCAACAGGGUACUGCGCGGAGAGGUCCAGCAAAUAAUACAGAGGAGAUUGAGACCACGCGCCUCAGCAUCUUGAGCAAUCCGGGCGCUGUCAAUCAGAUCAGAGAACAACGACCUGCGCUACACGCUGCCAUCAAUGACCCGAAUCGCUUCCGCGAAAUAUGGCUGGAGAUGGUGAGAGAGGACUCCGAUCGAGACCGCGAGCGUCAGGAGCAGAUGCGGCUGCUGAAUGAGGAUCCUUUCAACAUUGAAGCCCAACAGAAAAUUGAAGAGAUGAUUCGGCAAGAGUCGGUGCAGGAGAACCUCCAGUUUGCGUACGAGCACAACCCGGAAGCUGUGAUCGACUUGCGGCAGAACAAGCUCAUCUUCGGCGACGGCAACGAUGUCCCGUUCCUAGGAGAGGCAGAUCUCCCAAAGUUCUCUGAGGACGCACAGGCUGCUGAGCCGACGAUCAAAGGGCCGAACGGCACUGAGAUUGGGGCAAAGAGUGGCACCAUUCAGCCAGCUGGCACGUCUGCUGCCGCAGCUUCGUCUUCUUCGGCUGCAAAGCACAGUGACUCUUUCCAAGGACAGGGUCAGACUCUUGGAGCGGGUGCUUCCAGCUCGAGGCCAGUUUCUGCAGCACCGGGCGCAGCGUCAGGCGCGGGUGCACCAUCAUCGGCAGCAGCAGUGGGGCACAGUAAGGAGAAGAUUGAGCAGCUGCAGAAUUUGGGAUUCUCACAGCAACAAGCUGUUGCAGCAUUGGAUGCGUGCGAUGGCAAUGUUGAGUACGCGGCCGGCUUAUUGUUCCAGUCCUAG